AGCACGAUUAUUACAAGUUGACGCUAAGACCCACAAAACACUCUCAUAUUACCAUCCUUCAUCUUCCUUCUCCUAAAUUAGCAAAACCCUUUUUUCCUUAAACAGCACGCGCAGAUAACUCCUCCAUUUCCUGUCUCUUUACGCAUGGACCUCACCCUCGUUCCAUACCAACACUCUUCCCAAUCUCAUCAACCCCUCGAUCAUGAUCACGAUCACUCUCGCUCACCCCGUCCCAUAAUAAUCCACCCUACUCCCGACAACCUACUUGUCAAAUACAAAGAAUGCAUGCGCAACCACGCCGCUUCCAUCGGCCGCCACGCUAGUGACGGCUGCGGCGAGUUCAUGCCUCGUGCAGACGAUGGCCUUACCUGCGCUGCUUGUGGAUGCCACCGUAAUUUCCACAGAAGGGAAGCUACUUCUCUGAAUUUUGACCACCACCACUACCAACACCAAGUUUUCUCUACUGGGAAGAAACACUUGAUAACUUCUUACUGUGAUGAUGAUGAUGAUGAUGAUGAUGAUGAUUAUGAUGGUCAUGAUCGACGAUCGGAGACGCCGGAGAGAGAGGAGGUGAACAUGGCGUCUGUUGGAAAGGCGACGGGUGGAACGAAGAGUAAGAGGUAUCGGACUAAGUUCACGAACGAGCAGAAGGAUAGGAUGCUGGAGUUCGCGGAGAAGAUAGGGUGGAGAAUACAUAAGCAUGAUAACGUGGCGCUUAAUCAGUUCUGUAAUGAGAUUGGUGUUACACGUAACGUUCUAAAGGUUUGGAUGCACAAUAACAAGAAUGCACACCGCCGUAGAGAAGCUGCUCCAUCGGAAUCUGAAGUGGCUGUUCCUCCACCGCCACCUCAGCCCGCCGAAGUCUAAUGUUUGGAUUUCUCUUCAUGAUCUUCCCAUCUCUUUAUCUUUAUUAUGGCAAUCCAUAUAGUUUGCUUGGAUUAAGUAGUAGCAUGUAUUAAUCAAUUAACUAAUUAAUUAAUGGAAAUAGCAUUUUAGUAAUUUUAAAAAUUA
Messenger RNA from Hevea brasiliensis (rubber tree), 1011 nucleotides. Its product is annotated as zinc-finger homeodomain protein 2. NCBI's taxonomy places the organism in Eukaryota, Viridiplantae, Streptophyta, Magnoliopsida, Malpighiales, Euphorbiaceae. Gene Ontology annotation, cellular component: nucleus. Gene Ontology annotation, biological process: regulation of DNA-templated transcription; regulation of developmental process. The record is from RefSeq and is a predicted model, not a curated record. The transcript has a single exon. Gene Ontology annotation, molecular function: transcription cis-regulatory region binding; DNA-binding transcription factor activity. Bases 145 to 867 code for a protein of 240 amino acids.